AAAAAAAAAAAAAAAAAAAAAAAAAAAAAAAGAGCUUCGAGUAGCGAAUUCGCCCAACUCUGAUCCGAUUCAACCGUCAUCGUCGGAUCUUACUUCAACAACCGUCUAUUACCGUUUUUUGCCACCGUCGGCGCCGGUAAAUCUAAUUCCGCCAGUCUCUUCUCUUCUUCAAGAAAUCUUUAUGCUGAUGAAAUUGUGAACUGAACUGAUGAUGUGUGCUUAAACUUUCAAGUAAAAGGGCAUGAAUUUGAUGUUCGUAUAUUCUUGAAGGUUGAGCUAGCUUAAACAGGAUAAGAAUGUUUUCGUUAUUUUAUGGACUUUGGCAGUACAUGUUCAGCAAAUUAGAGCUUCAUGUACUCAUUUUGGGGAUUGACAAGGCUGGCAAAACGACUUUGCUGGAGAAGAUUAAGUCAGUGUACACGAACAUAGAAGGCCUUCCCCCUGAUCGAAUUGUUCCAACUGUAGGAUUGAAUAUUGGUCGAAUUGAAGUUGCAAAUAGAAAACUUGUGUUCUGGGACUUGGGAGGUCAGCCUGGUCUUCGUUCAAUCUGGGAGAAAUAUUAUGAAGAGGCACAUGCUGUAGUAUUUGUUGUAGAUGCAUCUAGCCCCUCACGAUUUGAAGAUGCAAAGUCCGCCCUUGAAAAGGUGCUUCGACAUGAGGAUCUCAAAGGAGCCCCUCUUUUGAUAUUAGCAAACAAGCAAGAUCUUCCUGAAGCAGUAUCAGCUGAUGAACUUGCUCAGUAUCUAGAUUUAAAGAAACUAGAUGAAAGAGUUUACAUGUUCGAAUCUGUGUCAGCAUAUGAUGGGCUGGGGAUUAGAGAAAGUGCAGAGUGGCUGGUGGAAGUGAUGGAGAGAAGCAAGAGGACUGAAAUGUUGAGAUUGCGGGCAGGUGCAAUGGGUCCAGGUUCUACCUAGAUGUCCUGACAUUAAACUAAAAUGACUACUCGAUUCAUUCAUAGCUUUGUAAGUCCAAAUUGGAAAAUACAUGAUUAGAAGUCAUUAAGAAGAAAAAGGAAACGAACAACUUGGUGCUACAUUAAACUGAGCCUUGAAGUUAUGUCACGUUUUAAUUUGUAAUACAGCUGUUUCAUAUGAGGCUCAGUCUCCAGUUCCUCAGAGCAAGUUUUCUUCAGACAUGCCUUAUAUAAUCAAUCUGUCAAGUGCUUGGGCUGGAGGAUUUUAUGCUUCAGCCUCCUUGCAUCCUUUUGUCAACUCCUGAUUUAAAUUUCCUAUUUGAAUAAAUUUCAUUUACUUUCCUACCUGUAGCAUUAUAUGGACACUGCACUGCACUACAGAUCCAGGCAGUGAUAUGGUAUUGUGUUAAAUACAAGUUCCGAAGAUAUAUGUAUGCCGUUUGCAGGUAAUCUUAGGGCAUAUCUGAGGACAUACGUUUGAUUAUUAUUAUCAUAAAAAGAUUGAUUUCCAUG
Messenger RNA from Cicer arietinum (chickpea), 1426 nucleotides. RefSeq lists its product as uncharacterized. Gene Ontology annotation, biological process: intracellular protein transport; protein localization to Golgi apparatus; Golgi to plasma membrane protein transport. Gene Ontology annotation, molecular function: GTPase activity; GTP binding. Lineage: Eukaryota; Viridiplantae; Streptophyta; Magnoliopsida; Fabales; Fabaceae. Gene Ontology annotation, cellular component: Golgi apparatus. The record is from RefSeq and is a predicted model, not a curated record.